AUGCAGCGAUCAGGGUCUCAAUCAGAGCGGCUGGGUGGUGGAGCUGGCAGCGUGGCUUUUAUUCCGAAGAGUUCAGCAUCGGAACACAGCAUGUCAACUGGUGUGUCGGGGAGCAGCAGCGGCGGCACGCUGCCGCGCACACUCAGCACAAGCGUACUAAGGAUUAAAAACAGAUCCACGUUCUGGGAGAAAUUCUGGGACGAACGUACCCGCCGCGAUGCUCACGGGGAAGACUUGAUCGUGACGCCCUUCGCGCAGGUCCUGGCGAGCCUGCGCAGUGUUCGCAACAACUUCUUGUGUCUCACCAACGUGCCAGUCUCCAAAUCUCGAAGAUCUUCAGGCGUAGCUACUGCUGUCACUCCGCAGCCGAAAAACCUGAAUCCUGGAGAUGAAGCCUAUAUGAAGCUAGCCUUAGAAACUGUGGAGGAGCUAGACUGGUGCUUGGACCAGCUGGAGACAAUACAAACACACCGAUCCGUGUCUGAUAUGGCUUCGCUUAAGUUCAAGCGCAUGCUGAACAAGGAGCUGAGCCACUUCUCGGAGUCCAGCAAGUCUGGCAACCAGAUCUCGGAGUACAUCUGCUCAACGUUUUUGGAUAAACAGCAAGAACUUGAUAUACCAUCCUUACAAGUUGAAGAGAAUACAGAGCGCUCCAAGAAAAAGGAAAAACCACGUCAUGCUGGACCAGGCACCACCAUGUCACAAAUAUCCGGUGUUAAACGGGCAUUGACCCAUACAAACAGCUUCACUGGAGAACGAGUGCCCAGAUACGGAGUAGAAACGCUUCACGAGGAAGAACUGGGCCGGCAGCUUGGCGAACUAGAACGAUGGGGCGUUGAUAUCUUCCGCAUCGGAGACUUGUCAUGCGGUCGGCCUCUCACUGCUGUUGCCUAUGCAGCUUUCACAUCCAGAGAGCUAUUGGGAACUCUGCAGGUACCGGCACGUACCUUCCUCGCCUUUGCUGUCACCCUCGAGGAGCAUUACUGCCGCGACAACCCGUUCCAUAACUCACUGCACGCCGCUGACGUUACUCAAUCAACUCACGUUCUACUUAAUACCCCAGCACUAGAUGCCGUAUUCACACCGAUAGAGACAUGCGCCGCUUUAUUCGCAGCGUGCGUACAUGACGUUGAUCAUCCUGGGCUUACCAAUCAAUUUCUGGUUAACUCAAGCUCAGAGCUCGCAUUAAUGUACAACGACGAGUCCGUUUUAGAAAACCACCAUCUGGCUGUAGCAUUCAAACUUCUUCAAAACGAAGGCUGCGACAUCUUUAUUAAUCUACAUAAGAAACAAAGACAGACACUCCGAAAAAUGGUCAUAGAUAUGGUGCUCUCAACGGAUAUGUCAAAACAUAUGAGUCUGUUGGCGGACCUGAAGACUAUGGUGGAAACCAAGAAGGUAGCUGGAAGCGGCGUGCUAUUACUAGAUAAUUAUACCGAUCGAAUACAGGUGUUGGAGAAUCUCGUGCAUUGUGCCGAUCUGAGCAAUCCUACAAAACCUCUGCCCCUUUACAAGCGAUGGGUAGCUUUACUAAUGGAAGAAUUCUUCCAACAAGGAGACCGUGAGAGAGAACACGGAAUGGACAUAAGCCCCAUGUGCGACAGGCACAACGCCACGAUAGAAAAAUCUCAGGUCGGCUUUAUCGACUAUAUCGUACAUCCGUUAUGGGAGACAUGGGCGGACCUCGUACAUCCCGACGCUCAAGAUAUAUUAGACACUCUAGAGGAGAACCGUGAUUACUACCAAAGUAUGAUACCACCGUCACCUCCACCAGCGCCUAUUCAGACAUCGCACUCAGGCCAAGACGAUGACCGCCCAGAGCAGAUACGUUUUCAAGUAACACUAGAAGAGGGUGAAGGCUCUGAAGAGUGCGAAGGUGAAGGCGAUGGUGGGAUGUGA
Molecule: messenger RNA, 1899 nt
Organism: Arctia plantaginis
Lineage: Eukaryota; Metazoa; Arthropoda; Insecta; Lepidoptera; Erebidae
Source: the annotation of a GenBank genome assembly